UACCUGUUGAACAAGCAAUACAGGUAUCUUGUAUCAAUUGUUUUCAAAAUGUCGUAGUUAAGUUGUUGUAUUAUUCAUUGUGUUCAAUAACGGGCCUAUUUUCUGAAAACCACGAUGAUUUCGAGCGAUUAUCUAUUGGAAUUGUGCAAUGUGUUCUAUUCAGGACAGGUGGAAUCCGGCUCCUGUAUUCAAAGAGUAGCGGGAAGUAUAAAAACUGGAAUUAUUCUCAAGGAUGUCUCUAUGGCAGUGCAUUCUGGAGAAGUUAUGGCAGUAUUGGGGUCAAAAGGAAGCGGUAAGAAGGCUCUACUGGAUGUGAUUUCACGACGAGCUCAAGGACCAGUCAGAGGACAAAUCCUUCUGAACAAUCAUCCAAUGAGUUUAUGCUUAUUUCAACAGAGAUGUGCUUAUGUUACACAUAAAUGCGAUUUCAUUCCUGGUUUGACAGUGGAACAAACGAUAUAUUAUACACCAACAAAAUUUUCUGGUUAUUUGAAACGAUCCAAAGUGAAACAGGUUAUGGCUGAUCUGGCGCUGUCCCAUGUAGCUAACAGAUGCAUAGAAGAUUUGACAAAAAGUGAAUAUAGAAGGCUCAUGAUUGGUGUGCAACUGAUAAAAGACCCAGGUAUGACAUUUUGUAUCAGUAUCAGUAUCAAAACCUCCCAUAAUUCGACCAAAAGUAACUUCCGAAGGUGCUAUCCAGUUAUUGAUGGAAAAACUGCUAUUAUCAGGUUUCGAUAA
Molecule: messenger RNA, 738 nt
Organism: Leptinotarsa decemlineata (Colorado potato beetle)
Lineage: Eukaryota; Metazoa; Arthropoda; Insecta; Coleoptera; Chrysomelidae
Product: ATP-binding cassette sub-family G member 5
Biological process (GO): transmembrane transport
Cellular component (GO): ATP-binding cassette (ABC) transporter complex; plasma membrane
Molecular function (GO): ATPase-coupled transmembrane transporter activity; ATP hydrolysis activity; ATP binding
Source: RefSeq, a predicted model, not a curated record